Molecule: messenger RNA, 501 nt
Organism: Bombina bombina (fire-bellied toad)
Lineage: Eukaryota; Metazoa; Chordata; Amphibia; Anura; Bombinatoridae
Gene: QRFP
Product: pyroglutamylated RFamide peptide
Exons: 2
Coding region: 1-501 (166 amino acids)
Molecular function (GO): orexigenic neuropeptide QRFP receptor binding
Source: RefSeq, a predicted model, not a curated record
AUGGUUCAGUUAAACCACUUAAAGCAGACAAUAUCUUGCUACAAGCACCGAGGUGCUGAAGGAUACUCUCGUCAGCUUUGUAAGAUGAAGGGAGCCUAUGGCCUGUCAAUGCUGGUUCUCCUUGCUUGUGUUUCCAGUUUUCCAUUGCCAGAAAACCACGAACAAAAGGAUCUCUUGGAAAUAAACAGUUUGUGGAAGAUGUUGUCCAAUGCAGAGGAAGAUGGAGGAGCAAGUGCUCUCCUCUACCUUGAAAGCCUGAGAAACAAAAAAAAUGCAGACCCUGCUUCCUUGUUUAGUGUAGCUAAAGAGCUCCAAGGAUUUGGAAAAGAGAGGGCUGGUUUUAGAUUCAGGUUUGGAAGAGGAGAGGGUAAUAAUGAGGUGGAAGACUUAGAGCCACAAGAAGAGAAGCGCAGUGGCAACCCACUAGGAUCCUUAGCUGAGGAACUUAAUGGUUACAACAGGAAGAAAGGAGGAUUUAGCUUCAGAUUUGGAAGAAGAUAG